GGGGCGGCCGAGCAGGGCGCCCUCCCCCGGCGCGGAGCCCCCGCGCCCCGGAGGGAUGGGGCGGGAGGCCGCGGGCGCCUAAGAUGCCGGCCAUGCGGGGACUCCUGGCGCCGCAGAACACCUUCCUGGACACCAUCGCCACGCGCUUCGACGGCACGCACAGUAACUUCGUGCUGGGCAACGCCCAGGUGGCGGGGCUCUUCCCCGUGGUCUACUGCUCUGAUGGCUUCUGCGACCUCACGGGUUUCUCCCGGGCCGAGGUCAUGCAGCGGGGCUGCGCCUGCUCCUUCCUCUAUGGGCCAGACACCAGUGAGCUUGUCCGCCAACAGAUCCGCAAGGCCCUGGAUGAGCACAAGGAGUUCAAGGCUGAGCUGAUCCUGUACCGGAAGAGCGGGCUCCCGUUCUGGUGUCUCCUGGAUGUGAUACCCAUAAAGAAUGAGAAAGGGGAGGUGGCCCUCUUCCUGGUCUCUCACAAGGACAUCACUGACACCAAGAACCGAGGGGGCCCUGACAACUGGAAGGAGAGAGGGGGUGGCCGGCGCCGAUAUGGCCGGGGAGGAUCCAAAGGCUUCAAUGCCAAUCGGCGGCGGAGCCGGGCUGUGCUCUACCACCUGUCCGGGCACCUGCAGAAGCAGCCCAAGGGCAAGCACAAGCUCAAUAAGGGGGUGUUUGGGGAGAAGCCAAACUUGCCUGAGUACAAAGUAGCCGCCAUCCGAAAGUCACCUUUCAUCCUGCUGCACUGUGGGGCACUGAGGGCCACUUGGGACGGCUUCAUCCUGCUCGCCACCCUCUACGUGGCCGUCACCGUGCCCUACAGUGUGUGUGUGAGCACGGCCCGGGAGCCCAGCGCAGCCCGCAGUGCCCCCAGCAUCUGCGACCUGGCCGUGGAGGUCCUCUUCAUUCUUGACAUCGUGCUGAAUUUCCGCACCACGUUCGUGUCCAAGUCGGGGCAGGUGGUGUUUGCCCCCAAGUCCAUUUGCCUCCACUACGUCACCACCUGGUUCCUGCUGGAUGUCAUUGCGGCGCUGCCCUUUGACCUGCUACAUGCCUUCAAGGUCAAUGUGUACUUUGGGGCCCACCUGCUGAAGACGGUGCGGCUGCUGCGGCUGCUCCGCCUGCUCCCGCGGCUGGACCGCUACUCGCAGUACAGCGCCGUGGUGCUCACCCUGCUCAUGGCCGUGUUCGCCUUGCUCGCCCACUGGGUGGCCUGUGUCUGGUUCUACAUCGGCCAGCGGGAGAUUGAGAGCAGUGCCUCCGAGCUGCCCGAGAUCGUGCGCGCAGGCUUUUUCCGUGUGAGUGGCUGUGGCUGUGCACCUGUGAAUGUGCUCACACGUGUGUGUCCUCAACCUCUCAGCUGUGCGGAGCACGUCUGUGGCCCUGAUGGCUGGCUGCAGGAGCUGGCCCGCCGCCUGGAGACCCCCUACUACCUGGUGGGCCGGGGCCCCGCGGGCAACAGCUCGGGCCAGAAGGACAACUGCAGCGGCGCGGCCGGGGAGGCCAACGGGACGGGCCUGGAGCUCCUGGGCGGCCCGUCGCUGCGCAGCGCCUACAUCACGUCCCUCUACUUCGCGCUCAGCAGCCUCACCAGCGUGGGCUUCGGCAACGUGUCCGCCAACACGGACACCGAGAAGAUCUUCUCCAUCUGCACCAUGCUCAUCGGCGCCCUGAUGCACGCGGUGGUGUUUGGGAACGUGACGGCCAUCAUCCAGCGCAUGUACGCCCGCCGCUUUCUGUACCACAGCCGCACCCGUGACCUGCGCGACUACAUCCGCAUCCACCGCAUCCCCAAGCCCCUCAAGCAGCGCAUGCUCGAGUACUUCCAGGCCACCUGGGCCGUGAACAACGGCAUCGACACCGCCGAGCUGCUGCAGAGCCUCCCCGACGAGCUGCGCGCAGACAUCGCCAUGCACCUGCACAAGGAGGUCCUGCAGCUGCCUCUGUUCGAGGCGGCGAGCCGCGGCUGCCUGCGGGCGCUCUCCCUGGCCCUGCGGCCCGCCUUCUGCACCCCCGGCGAGUACCUCAUCCACCAGGGGGACGCUCUCCAGGCCCUCUACUUCGUCUGCUCCGGCUCCAUGGAGGUGCUCAAGGGCGGCACUGUCCUUGCCAUCCUAGGGAAGGGAGAUCUGAUUGGCUGCGAGCUGCCCCGGCGGGAGCAGGUGGUCAAGGCCAAUGCCGAUGUAAAGGGGCUGACCUACUGCGUCCUACAAUGUCUACAGCUGGCUGGGCUGCACGAGAGCCUUGCAUUGUACCCCGAGUUUGCCCCACGCUUCAGCCGGGGCCUCCGAGGGGAGCUCAGCUACAACCUGGGCGCCGGUGGAGGCCCCGCAGAGGCGGACACCAGCUCCCUGAGUGGCGACAACACCCUUAUGUCCACGCUGGAGGAGAAAGAGACGGACGGGGAGCAGGGCCCCACGGCCUCCCCCGCCCCGGCUGACGAGCCUUCCAGCCCCCUGCUGUCCCCUGGCUGCACCUCCUCCUCCUCAGCUGCCAAGCUGCUGUCCCCACGCCGGACGGCACCCCGGCCCAGGCUGAGGGGCCGAGGACGGCCGGGCAGGGCGGGGGCUUCGCAGGCUGGGGCCGGCCCCUCUGUUCACCCUCGGAGCUUAGAGGGGCUGCAGCUGCCCUCCGUGCCAUGGAACGUCCCCCCGGAUCUGAGCCCCAGGGUAGUAGACGGCAUCGAGGACGGCUGUGGCUCCGACCAGCCCAAGUUCUCCUUCCGCGUGGGGCAGUCUGGCCCGGAGUGCAGCAGCAGCCCCUCCCCUGGACCAGAGAAUGGCCUGCUCGCCGUCCCCCUCGGGCCUGGUGAGGCAAGGAACGUGGACACGCUGGACAAGCUGCGGCAGGCGGUGACAGAGCUGUCCGAGCAGGUGCUGCAGAUGCGCGAGGGCCUGCAGUCGCUUCGCCAGGCUGUGCAGCAAGUCCUGGCACCCCAUGGGGAGGGCCCUUGCCCUCGGACCGCAGGGGAGGGGCCGUGCCUAGCCAGCGCCUCUGGGCUCCUACAGCCUCUGUGUGUGGACACUGGGACAUCCUCCUACUGCCUGCAGCCCCCAGCUGGCUCUGUCUUGAGUGGGACCUGGCCCCACCCUCGUCCAGAACCCCCUCCCCUCGUGGCCCCUUGGCCCUGGGGCCCCCCAGCAUCUCAGAGCUCCCCAUGGCCUCGAGCCACAGCUUUCUGGACCUCCACCUCUGACUCUGAGCCCCCGGGCUCAGGCGAACUCGGCCCCGAGCCCAGCACCCCUGGCUCACCGCCUCUUGAGGAAGGGGCUCGGACUGGGCCCCCGGAGCCCGUGAACCAGGCCGAGGCUGCUAGUACUGGAGAGCCCCCGCCGGGGGCUGGGGGCUUGGCCUUGCCCUGGGAACCCCACAGCCUGGAGAUGGUGCUUAUUGGCUGCCAUGGCUCUGGCACAGUCCAGUGGACCCAGGAAGAGGGCACAGGGGUCUGACCGCCAGCCCCAGAACUCAGUGUUGCCAGACCUGCUGCCAGCGGCUGCUCCGCCUGAACCCGGGGCGGAGGAAGCACGGCGGCCAUCCCUGGGACUCCAUGCUGCCUCCGGGUCAGGGCAGGGAGCGGAGAAUUAAAGAGGGCCCAGCCCCCGACUCCGGGUGGCCUGGAGCCUCAGGGGCAGGCCCCAGGCUGGGAAUCUUCGUACCCCUCAGCCUCUUCCUCUGACCGUCUCUCCCUCUGCAGGAUGGGGGGACAGAGGCCUGAGGCCAGGAGGGACCCUGCCAUCCCCUGCAUGUGUCCCUGUCUCCCCAGUCCCAUUUUUUAUAUUAAAAAAAUAAAUAAAAUGAGCUACUUUGGAA
Messenger RNA from Canis lupus familiaris (dog), 3804 nucleotides. It is a transcript of the gene KCNH3, whose product is annotated as potassium voltage-gated channel subfamily H member 3. Gene Ontology annotation, molecular function: voltage-gated potassium channel activity. The record is from RefSeq and is a predicted model, not a curated record. Lineage: Eukaryota; Metazoa; Chordata; Mammalia; Carnivora; Canidae. Gene Ontology annotation, cellular component: membrane. The coding region runs from base 84 to 3443 and encodes 1119 amino acids. The transcript has 16 exons. Gene Ontology annotation, biological process: potassium ion transmembrane transport; regulation of membrane potential.